Melitaea cinxia (Glanville fritillary) is the source of this 5501-nucleotide messenger RNA. RefSeq names its product transient receptor potential cation channel trpm (gene Trpm). Gene Ontology annotation, cellular component: membrane. Gene Ontology annotation, molecular function: monoatomic cation channel activity. The record is from RefSeq and is a predicted model, not a curated record. Bases 1 to 5160 code for a protein of 1719 amino acids. Gene Ontology annotation, biological process: monoatomic cation transmembrane transport; protein tetramerization. The transcript is spliced from 33 exons. NCBI's taxonomy places the organism in Eukaryota, Metazoa, Arthropoda, Insecta, Lepidoptera, Nymphalidae.
AUGUCAACUAAAACCACCCGCAGCUGGAUCGAGAGUACAUUUCAGAAACGUGACUGCAAAUGCUUCGUACCGAGCGCAAAGGACGAGCACGUAUGUUGGUGCGGCCUUAGCAAAACCGCUCAUGGACCGAAUAUUCCGUCCGCUGGGCCCGGUGAAGCCUGGGUGCCAAAUCGACAUACUCAGGCUGCUCCCACUGACGCUUACGGUACUGUUGAGUUUCAAGGGGGGGCGCACCCGACCAAGGCACAGUAUGUUCGACUCUCUCACGACACUCGACCAGACCUGAUAGUCCAGCUGCUAACGAGAGAAUGGGCUCUCGAAAGGCCAAAACUUCUCAUCACGAUACAAGGUGGAAAGGCAAACUUCGACCUGCAGCCCAAACUCAAAAAAGUGCUUAGGAAAGGUUUACUUAAGGCAGCAAAGACCACCGGAGCUUGGAUAUUUACGGGAGGGACCAAUACAGGUGUAACGCGUCAAGUUGGAGAUGCAUUACAACUAGAGCGCUCUCAGCGAGGUGGCCGUGUAGUCAGCAUAGGUAUAGCGCCCUGGGGAAUUGUUGAGGGCGCCAAUGAACUUAUAGGCAGAGGUAGAGACGUGCCCUAUCACGCGAUUGCUUCACCAAGAUCAAAGCUUGCCGUCCUGAACAACCGACACGCAUAUUUCCUACUCGUGGACAACGGUUCCGUCGGUCGUUACGGCGCUGAAAUUGUAUUGCGGCGGAAGUUAGAGAAAUACAUUGCAGCACAGAAGCUACAUCCGUACACGCACUCGUCAACGCCGGUGGUGUGCCUCGUGAUCGAAGGCGGGACGAACACUGUGCGCGCCGUGCUGGAAUACGUGACCGACACCCCGCCCGUGCCUGUUGUCGUUUGCGAUGGCAGUGGCCGAGCGGCUGACCUUAUUGCCUUUGUUCACAAAUACGCAUCAGAAACCGGUGAACAGACGGUGUUGGAGUCCAUGCGGGAUUACUUAGUAAACACCAUCCAAAAGACUUUCGAAGUCGGGACGCAACAAGCGGAAUGCUUGUACAGCGAACUUUUACAGUGCACCAGGAAAAAAAACCUUAUCACCGUGUUCAGAAUCCAGGAGCGCGCGGAAGGUGGCGAGGUCCAGGAGUUGGAUCAAGUGAUCUUGACCGCACUAUUCCGUGCAGAGCACUUGUCUCCAAGCGAACAGCUGUCCCUGGCGCUGACGUGGAACAGAGUGGACGUUGCCAGAUCGGAGAUUUUCGUCUACGGUCAGGAAUGGCCACCAGGUGCUCUGGACGAAUCAAUGAUGCAGGCACUGGAACACGACCGAAUAGAUUUCGUAAAGCUGCUUCUAGAAAACGGCGUCUCAAUGAAAAAGUUUCUUACAAUACCUCGUCUUGAAGAGCUCUACAAUACUAAAAGUGGUCCUGGACACACCUUGACGAACAUCCUGCAGGAAGUUAGACCACACCUGCCUAGAGGCUACGUGUACACGCUGCAUGAUAUAGGGCUUGUUAUUAAUAAAUUAAUGGGGGGUGCUUAUAGAUGCUAUUACACCCGUCGCAAGUUCCGUCCGAUAUAUGCGAAGGUGAUGAACAAGAGUGUCAAUGUUCACCGCAAUAGCGCGUCCUUCACCCGCCACAACGCGGGUGGCCUGUCUCUCAUCACCGGCCUUAUGCCAGUCACCACAGAGAUGGCGCUGUUCGAUUACCCUUUCAACGAACUCUUGAUGUGGGCAGUUCUAACAAAACGACACCAGAUGGCGGUGCUCAUGUGGACACAUGGCGAAGAGGCCCUAGCCAAGUCUUUGGUAGCCUGUAAGUUAUACAAGGCCAUGGCCCACGAAGCAGCCGAAGACGAUAUGGAAACUGAGGUGUAUGAGGAACUGAGGCACUAUGGCAAGGAAUUUGAGACUAGAGCGCUUGAACUGCUGGAUUAUUGUUACCGUCAAGACGACGAUCAAGCGCAACAGCUGCUGACCUGUGAACUACAGAACUGGUCGGGACAAACUUGCCUGAGCCUCGCCGUCGCCGCGAACCACCGCGCCCUACUCGCUCACCCUUGCUCACAAAUAAUUCUCGCUGAUCUAUGGAUGGGUGGUCUCCGGACAAGGAAGAACAUCAAUUUGAAAGUGAUCCUGUGCCUGCUGUGUCCAAUAUUCAUCCUAAAACUGGAGUUCAAAUCCAAAGAGGAACUACAGUUGAUGCCGCAAACUGAGGAAGAGCAUCUUGAAAAUGAAAGUUUAGAAGAUGAUAGAAGCACGAGAGACCCAAACGACGCUGAGGUCGGUGUGGUGAAACGACGAACUCUUUCUAUAAAGAAGAUAGUGCCACCAGGACAGCAACGUGAUACCAAGCAGGCGUUGAUUGGCUCAGGGGCCGAAUGUGAAACCCGGGUCGAUCAAAAUGGCAAAGUCGGUAAAGUUGGUUGGGACACAACCUAUAGGGAACCAGAGUACUUCGCGCCCGAGGACAAGAGGCCGAGGCCGUUGAGGUUGAGGAAGAAAAUAUACGAGUUUUUCACGGCGCCAGUCACUAAGUUUUGGGCGGAUUCAAUCGCCUACAUCGUGUUCCUACUGAUGUUCACUCAUACAGUAUUAGUAAAGAUGAAUCUGGUGCCAUCUUUCGCGGAGAUAUACUCCAUAUGUUAUAUAAUUACGCUUUUGUGUGAGAAGAUAAGAGAAAUUAUUACGUCCGAACCUGUUGCUAUUAGACAUAAGUUCAGCGUAUGGGCCUGGAAUAUGUGGAACACAUACGACGCGGGGUUCAUUAUAUUCUUCCUAGUGGGUCUAACUCUACGCCUUCAAGCCGCCUCCCUGGACGUCGGCCGCGUCAUAUACUGCGUCGAUAGCAUUUACUGGUAUCUUAGGAUACUUAACAUAUUGGGUGUUAAUAAGUAUUUGGGUCCUCUAGUCACAAUGAUGGGUAAAAUGGUUAAAAAUAUGAUAUACUUUGUGGUGCUCUUAUUGGUUGUGCUCAUGUCGUUCGGUGUGGCAAGACAGGCCAUUUUAUAUCCAGAUAAGGAAGCGAGUUGGUACUUAAUUAGAGGGGUGUUCUUUCAACCGUACUUCAUGUUGUACGGGGAAGUGUUCGCGUCGGACAUCGACCCGGAGUGCGGGUUCGGUAUCGGCGACCAUAAGUGCGUCACCGGCCGCUGGAUCACGCCGAUCGCGAUGACUGUCUACCUCCUCGUUGCGAACAUACUCCUUAUCAAUCUCCUUAUCGCCGUCUUUAACAAUAUUUUUAACGAAGUCAAUGAAGUCUCGCAUCAGGUAUGGAUGUUCCAAAGAUUCACCGUGGUUAUGGAAUACGAGCAAAAACCAGUUUUGCCACCACCUUUAAUUAUAUUUUGCCAUAUUUAUGCCAUUGGUAAAUGGAUAAGUAGACAAAUAGCGCACAAGAGAUUACAGUACGAUAAUGGCUUAAAACUCUUUUUGGAAAAAGAAGACAUGGAACGACUGUACGAUUUUGAAGAGGAGUGUGUGGAGGGCUAUUUUAGGGAACAAGAAGUAAAGUGUUCUAAUUCGAUGGAAGAAAGAGUUAAAAAUACGACGGAUAGAGUUGAACAUAUCACAACUAAAAUGGAAGACAUAAACCAGAAGGCCAAUCUAGAAAUACAGUCUAUACAGAGCGUAGAAUUUAGGUUACGUAAGCUAGAAGACGUGGCUGAACAAACCAUGAACCACUUGGCUGUGAUACAUCGGUUCAUGGCAACGCACCCAUCACUAGUGAACAGAGGAUCGACUGACACACUGGGGCCACCUCCUCCAAGCUUCCCAACUGGAGGACCUAGACUUAGAACAGCGAGUGACAGAUCCGAGGUGCUGUCGGACAGCGACACGGGGGUGGCGCGGUUCACGGUGCGCCCGGUACAGGAGGAGGACGAGCACGCCUCGCAGCCCUCCGAAGAUGAACAAGUUCCGUCAGGACCAGAUGCGGUUGAAAAAGACGCAGAAGCGGAUUCUAUUUCGACAUCUUCAGGUGGAAGCGUCGCUGGCCCGGAUGUAACAGUGAUCAGGCAAUCUGCUCCAGCAUCUACUCCAGCACGACAAAGAUCCUCUGAAAGCAAUAGAACUGAACCAAGCGAUGAAAAGAAAGUGCCAUCGACGACUGACGACGCGUUCUUGCCAGAAGUGCGUGAGAUACCAUCGGAUAUCCAAAGCCUUCGUCCUCGGACUACUUCCGCUGGUACAAGACGUACAGCUAACACAAGACGGCGUUCAGAAGGUGGUAAUGAGUGUGGUAUGGGUGGUCAUCAUUCGGUCCAUCAUCUGGCUCCAAGGAGACAGCAUAGUCAGACACAUUCGGAACCAGAUAACUCCGCUGUUGAUGUUUGUUCGCUACAAAACUCUGUGUCAGGUCGCCAAUCUGGAUGGGAGGCGACCGGUGGCGCAACCGGUAUGUCAACUGGUAGGACGCGAGUUGGGGGCGCGCCUCGGUCGCUGUUGCUCGCCAUGCACGAAUACACGAGUAUCACGGAUGAGCUGGAAACUGCAUAUGGAUUGUUCUCACCACCGCACACGCCAAGAACACCCAUCGCCUCACGUCUCCUGUCCCCCGGUAGAGCCUCAUCACCGUCGGUGAGGCGAAGACACGCGAGCGAAAUGUCCAACCCUGAAUUUGCACUGUUCAUGGAGAAAGAACACCUUAGAGGCGCUGAAGAAGACGACUAUAUCAUAAUGGAGAACUUGAUUCAACGACGCCUAGAAAUGGAGUCUGUCCUGGGCAGAUACGAGGACGAGGAUGCUGUGGAGGGGGAGGGUGAAGGUCAAGGUCAAGGUCAAGGUCAAAGUCAGCCUGUUAGUGGGAUCAGCAUCAGCGUCUGUGUCAACACCAGCGCUGAGGAACCCCAGACUUCCCACCUGCCCACCCUGCUGACCGUCACUGACAGGAGACUACCACAUCAGAGGCACUCGUUACGGAGAUCGUCGGCUAUCGACAGUCGCGAACUGCCAUCGCCAUUGCAACCGUUACUGGGGGAUGACACUUGUGGGGAAGUGUUAUUGCCCGUUCCGAGACAGCCUUCAGGUGAUACGAACGCCUCAAGCGAGCUGUCCCUGUCGCACAUGGUAAGCGAGAACCUGCCCCCGCGCCCCUCCAUCGUGCUGGACUCCUCGCAGCUGCCGCGUCAACGCUCCGCCGAGCAGCCCGCCCCGCCCGCCCCGCCCUCGCGACCAGAGACCAUGUGCUAGGGUAACAACACUACAUCGACCGUAAAGUACGCAACACGCAACUUAAUAUAUGUAUAAAGUAGAAAAAGAAAACUAGUACUUAGUUAAACGACCAGAAUGUUUAAUUAAUAUUAAAGAGUCACGAUAGCGGAAUACCCAAAAACUAUUACAAUAAGCAUUACUUAGUCGAUAAAUUUAUAAUAAGCAUUAUUCAAGUUUCAAUUUUCAGAAUCGUAAAAUUAAAAAAAUUCUAAUAAUUGAAAUUUAAAUUGAAAGCGUAAUCGCGUAAUUAAUGUACGUAAAAUAUAUUGACUGUAAAAACUUUUCCUAUUACGAAGGCCAUUGUGAAACCCCUUUCCGAG